This is a messenger RNA of Impatiens glandulifera, 1518 nucleotides long. Its product is annotated as probable clathrin assembly protein At4g32285. The coding region runs from base 1 to 1518 and encodes 505 amino acids. Gene Ontology annotation, biological process: clathrin-dependent endocytosis; vesicle budding from membrane; clathrin coat assembly. The transcript has a single exon. The record is from RefSeq and is a predicted model, not a curated record. Gene Ontology annotation, molecular function: clathrin heavy chain binding; phosphatidylinositol-4,5-bisphosphate binding; SNARE binding. Gene Ontology annotation, cellular component: clathrin-coated vesicle; clathrin-coated pit. Lineage: Eukaryota; Viridiplantae; Streptophyta; Magnoliopsida; Ericales; Balsaminaceae.
AUGCUGAGUACGUACCGGAGGAUCAUCGGCGCGGUGAAGGACAAGACUAGUAUAAGCCUAGCUAAAUUCUCAGGCAAUGUCGCGCCGCCGGACCUCCAAGUUCUUGUGGUGAAGGCGACUAGCCAUGACGAUGAUCUGUGUGACGAGAAGUACACAAUGGAGAUUAUAAAUCUAACCUCACAAUCCAAAGUUUACUUGAACGCGUUCGUUUCCGCGAUUUCGAAGCGACUGAGUAAGACGCAUGAUUGGAUAGUUGCUGUGAAGUCAUUGAUUCUAGUCCACAGAAUGUUAAAAGAAGGGGAUCCAUUUCUAGGGCAAGAGAUUUUGAAUGGAAGUCGUAAGAAAGGUACUAGGACUAUUAGGGUUUUGGAUAUGUCAGAUUUCUACAAUGUGAACCACUCGAAUUGCUGGGAUCACUCUGAUUUCGUUAGGGCUUAUGCUAAAUACCUUGAUCAGAAACUCGAAUUCAUCGUUUAUCGGAUGAAAUUGACUGGUGGCUAUGAUGGAAAAGGGUUUUUCCCUGCUAGAGAAAUGAACUCAGAGAUGAUUCAUGAGAAAUUGAAUCAUUUGCUGAAACUUUUAGAUAUGUUAUUGCCUUGCAGACCAACAGGGUUAGCUAAGAGUAAUAUAAUGAUCCUGUCUGCUUUAUACCUUGUUUUGAUGGAAAGUUUUUCACUUUACUAUCAUCUUUGUGAAGUUUUGGAGGUUUUACUUGAUAGAUUCCCUAAAAUGUGUUAUGAUGAUUCUGCAAUUGCAUUUGAUGCAUUUGUUAAAUCUGCCAAGACGAUGGAUAAACUCCGACUACUCUACAGCUUUAGUAAAGAUCUUGGGAUCAUAGGAUCAUCGGAUUUCCCACAAGUGAAGAAACUAACCGACAAUCUCUUUGAAACCCUCAAAGGUUUCUUAAAGCAUAAUACAACCAACAUACCGCAAAACACCCAGAAUGAGCCAUUGCAUGAAUUCAUGGCAUUAUCGGAGGAUUUGGUGAGUUUGAGGGUUUCUUGGGCUUCAUAUCAUAGUAACAAAGUGGAAUUGGCUUUGUUUUCUAAGACAGUGAUGAAUAGAGAUGGGUCAUGGGAGGCUUUCAAUUCACAAGUUGAUCAAGUUAUAACUUCUGAAAUGGGUAAAGAUGAUUGGGAACUAGCUUUGGUUGAUCAGUCUACUAGCAGUUUAUUGAACAAAAAACCCGAAAUGGGAGGUGGUCUCGAUUCUCUUCUUUCUAAGACAGUGAUGAAUAGAGAUGGGUCAUGGGAAACUUUCAAUUCACAAGUUGAUCAAGUUAUAACUUCUGAAAUUGGUAAAGAUGAUUGGGAACUAGCUUUGGUUGAUCAGUCUACUAGCAAUUUAUUGAACAAAAAACCCGAAAUGGGAGGUGGUCUCGAUUCUCUUCUUUUAAAUGGAAUGCAUGAAGAUCCGUUCCAAGCUUCGCCAUCUGUUCCUCCACCUGCUUAUGAUCAGAUAGCUGACAUGGAAAUGAAACAGCAUUUCCCAGCUCGAAACAGCAACAAUAUGGCUUAG